Molecule: messenger RNA, 2787 nt
Organism: Spodoptera littoralis (African cotton leafworm)
Lineage: Eukaryota; Metazoa; Arthropoda; Insecta; Lepidoptera; Noctuidae
Source: the annotation of a GenBank genome assembly
GUUUUUCCUAACAUUUAUUUCUCCUUGUUCCAGGUAAAACGUUCAAUAAUGCUCAAAAUGGCGGAUGCCUGUGCUGACAGCUCGAAGCAGACGAGGUUCCAUGAGAUGCACGUGCAAAGACACAACAACGUCAGCAUAUUGUACGCAGAUAUCGUCAACUUCACACCACUAUCGGAACGACUCAGUGCUUCUGAUCUUGUGAAGACCCUCAACGAACUGUUCGGAAGAUUCGACCAGAUUGCUCAGGAGAACCAGUGCAUGCGUAUCAAGAUCCUCGGCGACUGCUACUACUGUGUGUCCGGUUUGCCAGUCUCCAGGCCUAACCAUGCCUACAAUUGCGUCAAUAUGGGUCUGCAAAUGAUAGAUGCUAUACGGUUUGUAAGAGAAGCUACAGGCUUUAACGUGGACAUGCGCAUUGGCAUACACACUGGUAACGUGUUGUGCGGCGUGCUCGGACUACGCAAAUGGCAGUUUGAUGUCUGGAGCGAUGACGUCACGCUGGCGAAUCACAUGGAGUCUGGUGGUAUUGCUGGUCGUGUUCACAUAACCAAAGCUACGCUUCUACAACUGGGAGGCAGGUUCGACGUGGAGCCUGGAGACGGUGCUUCAAGAGAAGGAUACUUGGCUGACCAUAAAGUGGAGACAUACCUCAUUGUACCACCGAAGAAAGUAUCAGAAAAUGGUCGACUCUCAGUCUGUACGGUGGAUCGGAAAGCCAGUAUUGUAUCGUCUUUAUACCAAGACAUAUCUCCCACGAAGCCAAGAGACAAUAUCAGUCCAGCUCCUUCGCAGAACAGUUUCAAUGAAAUGGAGACCUUCCCCAACAGAGUGCUAAGGACUGAGUCACUAAGAACUACCGGAGAUCUUAGCAGACGAGCAUCAGUAAAAGUGGUAGCCUUCGACAGCAAUCAAGCGACAAGUCCUGGUGAUGGACUUGGUAAUGGAACCGUGGUUACUGCCCCGAAACCCAAGAGUAGGAGUGGGUCUAUCAUUGGAGCUAUCAGCCCAAUAAUGGGAACAGCGACUCCUGGAGUACCCACACGAUCCCGUCCAUCCAGUAAGAUGACCAAGUACGUGGAGUGUUGGGGAGCAGACAAACCCUUUGCUAACAUCACUGACUCCACACUUGCUAAGAAUAUUGGAAUAUCUAGUCUAGCGAUGAUAGAACAAAAUCUACUACCACAGAGGACAACUUGUUGUGAUUGCAGUACUAAUUCGGAAGGCAUGAACCGUGUCACAUUAUGGUUCAAGAGCAGUACCCAAGAGCGUCAGUACCGCAACCAAUCAGACGCGCAGUUUAAGUACAACGUCGCCUGCGCAGCUGCCUUAUUCGCUGUGCUAGCGUUCAUACAACUAUUGACGGUGCCUAAAGGUGUAGUCCUAUACGCAUCGUUUGGUCCAACCUUGUUCACGUUGCUGGUGUUCGUGUACCUGUCGUGGUAUGACGGCAGUAUGUUGACGCGCGGGUUGCGCCCGAUAUCUGAUGUUCCGGAUGAUUUGUAUGCUGAUAACUGUACUAAGCCUGGACAGGUGGUCGCCAAUAACAGAUUUAUAAGGCUAACGAUGUUCGUUGUAUCAGUUCUUCUCAUCGGCGCAUGUGCAGUUAUUAAUUUGUUCCAGUCGUUCGUGAUAGUAGACUACCCAAUGUACCUCCGCAGUAACGCGUCCAACCUCACCGAGUAUAAUAACUUCACUGACGACGUGUCUAUGAGCGGGAUGCAUAAUAUCUACAACGAUGUCGAUUCGGCACCUAGCUACCUAUACAGUUCAGUUCUAACCCUGGCUUCGAUAUCAGUGUUCCUUCGAGUAGGCUUCGUGCUGAAACUUGCAUUAAUGUUACUGACACUGGUCACACACAUCACGUUGUUUGCGUCCGCUGAACUGUUUUAUGAGUACCAGAAGAAAGAUUUGGAGAAUGAGUUUACAAUGCUAGCAUACGCCACUAAGGCCGGUAUGGUCCUGGUGUUCCUGGCAGCUCUCCUGCACAUCCUGGACAGACAGAUAGAGUUCACAUCGAGGACUGACUUCCUAUGGAAGGACAAACUGAAGUUCGAGCAGGAAGAGGUGGAAACUAUGAGGGGGAUAAACAAGAUUCUUCUAGAAAACAUACUCCCAGCUCACGUGGCUGAGCAUUUCCUCACAUUCGUAGCAUCAGAGGCAGAGUUAUACCAUGAGAGAUAUUCGACGAUCGCUGUGAUGUUUGCGUCUAUACCGAAUUAUAAAGAGUUCUAUGAUGAGAAUGACGUCAACAAACAAGGGCUGGAGUGCUUGAGGUUGCUCAAUGAGAUUAUAUGCGAUUUUGAUAAGCUAUUACUGAAACCUAAAUUUAGCUGUAUAGAGAAAAUAAAAACUAUAGGAAGCACAUACAUGAUUGCUUCUGGUUUGAGGCCAGGCAAGGAGGAACAAAAUGAUGUGACGAGCAAAGAAGAGCAUACGGUAGCUAUACUGGUGGAGUUCGCGAUAGCUUUGAUGACGAUACUCGACCAGAUCAACAGGGAAUCCUUCCAGAGAUUCAAACUUAGGAUAGGUCUGAAUCACGGCCCAGUGAUAGCGGGCGUGGUGGGGGCUCAGAAGCCUCAGUACGAUAUAUGGGGCAACACUGUCAACGUGGCGUCCAGGAUGGACUCCACUGGGAUCAUGGGCAGGAUACAGGUCACUGAGGAUACUGCUAAGGUACUAAUGAAUGCAGGCUAUACCUGUGAAUGUCGAGGUCCAACUUACGUGAAGGGCAAGGGCACUCUAACAACAUACUUCGUGAAGACACCCAACGUCGGGGGAGGACAAUAA